GUAGCGGUUGCCGUGAUGGACGUGAUGCAUGCGUGUCGUUGUCGUUGCUGCCUGCUGUGUCCUCCGGAUAAGGACCUGACGACGCCGUACACACAUCUCGGCCAAACAGAGAUUUAUGCCGAUAUGAUCAAAGAGUGCUUUGACAUAAAUCUGGUGGUGGGUGGCGCGGGCUCGUGCGGCAUCUGCUCGGCGUGCGUGGGCCGCCUGCGAGAUGCGAGCGACUUCAAGCUGCAAGUGCAGCGCAGCCAGGCGGAGCUGCAGGCACUGCUUGUUAAAGCGGAGUCUGCGGUCAAAUCUGAGCAGGCUGAUGAUGGUGCGGACGAUAACUCUGUUUUUGAUGUGUUAUAUGUAGACCCCCUCGUCAAGUCGGAGACGGAUGAUGUGCUGAGUGACGGAGACUCGUCAGCGGCGGUGUGUUCGGACGGCAUCUCCGCCCGCGCCAGGGAACAGCUCGCGAUGGCUUGCGACGACGCGACUGUUCACAGUGGAGGCAAACCAUACGCCUGCGAACACUGUGACAAGCAUUUCAGAAACAAGUAUAUUUUACGAAAACACAUUCAACACACGCAUUCAUUGCCCGGACAAAAACCAUUUACUUGUGAUUUUUGUAAUUCUACGUUUCAAACCGAAUUGCUUGUAAUAGAACACAAGACAAGCGAACAUGGUGUUUCAAAUUUCAUGUGUGCUGAAUGUGAGUAUACAACAAGUUCCAAGAAAACAUUGGAAACUCAUUUAAAGAGUCACUCUUUGGAUAAUAAUUUCAAUUGUAGUCACUGUAGUUACACAAGUUCGUGUAAAAGUGAUUUACACAAACACCAAACAAUACACUUUGCUGGAAAUCAUUUCAAGUGUAGCGACUGUGAUUUCUUAUGCAGUGUUGAAUCAAACCUGCGACGUCACCAGGAGACGCACAAUCGGAGGCACCAGAGAAUACUCACUAGAAAACAGCCUUACAAAUGUAGUCAUUGCGACUACAAGUGCAGGGAUAUUUCUAAUUUAAGAAGACACGAAAGGACACAUACUGGCGAGAAGCCUUUUACUUGCAGCUACUGUGAUUACAAAUGCAGUCUGAAGUCAAACUUACAAAAACACCUGAUGAUACAUACUGGGGCGAAGCCAUUUCAGUGUAGCCACUGUGAUUACAAAUGCAGUCGGAAGUCAAACUUACGACAGCACCUGAUGAUACAUACUGGGGCGAAGCCAUUUCAGUGUAGACACUGUGAUUACAAAUGCGUUCGGAAGUCACUGUUACAACAACACCUGAUGAUACAUACUGGGGUGAAGCCAUUUCAGUGUAGCCACUGUGAUUACAAAUGCAAUCAGAAAUCACGCUUACAAACACACCAAAGGAUUCACACUGGAGAAAAGCCUAGCAAAUGUAGUCAUUGCGACUACAAGUGCAGUACUAUUUCUAAGUUACGCGGACACGAAAGGACACAUACUGGCGAGAAGCCUUUUACUUGCAGCUACUGUGAUUACAAAUGCAGUCUGAAGUCAAACUUACAAAAACACCUGAUGAUACAUACUGGGGCGAAGCCAUUUCAGUGUAGCCACUGUGAUUACAAAUGCAGGCUGAAGUCAAACUUACAACAACACCUGAUGAUACAUACUGGGGCGAAGCCAUUUCAGUGUAGCCACUGCGGUUACACAUGCGGUCGGAAGUCACUGUUACAACAACACCUGAUGAUACAUACUGGGGCGAAGCCAUUUCAGUGUAGCCACUGCGGUUACACAUGCGGUCGGAAGUCACUGUUACAACAACACCUGAUGAUACAUACUGGGGUGAAGCCAUUUCAGUGUAGCCACUGUGAUUACAAAUGCAGCCGGAAUUCAAGAUUACAGCAACACCUGAUGAUACAUACUGGGGCGAAGCCAUUUCAGUGUAGCCACUGUGACUACAAAUGCGGUCGUAAGUCACUUUUACAACAACACCUGAUGAUACAUACUGGAGUGAAGCUAUUUCAGUGUAGCCACUGUGAUUACAAAUGCAAUCAGAAAUCACACUUACGAACACACCAAAGGAUUCACACUGGAGAAAAGCCUAGCAAAUGUAGUCAUUGCGACUACAAGUGCAGUACUAUUUCUAAGUUACGCGGACACGAAAGGACACAUACUGGCGAGAAGCCUUUUACUUGCAGCUACUGUGAUUACAAAGGCAGUCUGAAGUCAAACUUACAAAAACACCUGAUGAUACAUACUGGGGCGAAGCCAUUUCAGUGUAGCCACUGUGAUUACAAAUGCAGGCUGAAGUCAAACUUACAACAACACCUGAUGAUACAUACUGGGGCGAAGCCAUUUCAGUGUAGCCACUGCGGUUACAUAUGCGGUCGGAAGUCACUGUUACAACAACACCUGAUGAUACAUACUGGGGUGAAGCCAUUUCAGUGUAGCCACUGUGAUUACAAAUGCAGUCGGAAUUCAAGAUUACAGCAACACCUGAUGAUACAUACUGGGGCGAAGCCAUUUCAGUGUAGCCACUGUGACUACAAAUGCGGUCGUAAGUCACUUUUACAACAACACCUGAUGGUACAUACUGGGGUGAAGCCAUUUCAGUGUAGCCACUGUGAUUACAAAUGCAAUCAGAAAUCAAACUUACGAACACACCAAAGGAUUCACACUGGAGAAAAGCCUAACAAAUGUAGUCAUUGCGACUACAAGUGCAGUGAUAGUUCAGCCUUACGAUCACAUGAAAGGACACAUGCUGGCAAGAAGCCUUUUACAUGUAGCCACUGUAAUUACAAAUGCAAUCAUAAAUCAAACUUAAAAACACAUGAGAGAAUACAUACUGGAGAAAAGCCUUUCAAAUGUAGUCAUUGCAAUUACAAGUGCAGUGAUAAAUCCAGCCUACGACGUCACCAGAAGACGCAUACUACAAAGUAGUAAUUGCUAGAACAAGCCUGAAACAGCACCAGGGAAGACACUAGUUUAUACGCGGAAGAGAAGCCUUAUAGGGAACGUUCGCGUUGUAGGGUAUGUCGCCUUUUGUUUGACCUAAAUCGGAAACUUAUUCUUGAUAUUGACAUUUCACAUUGCGUCAAUAAGCAGGGGGCCCCCGUGAUGCCCCUUACUGUUUACGCACGCUCCCUUGU
Molecule: messenger RNA, 3089 nt
Organism: Cydia strobilella
Lineage: Eukaryota; Metazoa; Arthropoda; Insecta; Lepidoptera; Tortricidae
Product: zinc finger protein 271-like
Exons: 5
Coding region: 16-2880 (954 amino acids)
Biological process (GO): regulation of transcription by RNA polymerase II
Cellular component (GO): nucleoplasm; nucleus
Molecular function (GO): DNA-binding transcription repressor activity, RNA polymerase II-specific; RNA polymerase II cis-regulatory region sequence-specific DNA binding; zinc ion binding
Source: RefSeq, a predicted model, not a curated record